Molecule: messenger RNA, 3016 nt
Organism: Linderina pennispora
Lineage: Eukaryota; Fungi; Kickxellomycota; Kickxellomycetes; Kickxellales; Kickxellaceae
Exons: 1
Coding region: 169-2964 (931 amino acids)
Biological process (GO): transmembrane transport; chloride transport
Cellular component (GO): membrane; early endosome; Golgi apparatus
Molecular function (GO): voltage-gated chloride channel activity
Source: RefSeq, a predicted model, not a curated record
GCAGUCAAUAAAUUGCAGUUGCGCCACUGGCUGCAGAAAGGAAUAAUCAGCAGCUGUUUUUCCUUUCCAUAUCGCUUCCUGGUCUUGUUUUCACUUUUUCGUUGUACGCCCUAUUUUGUCCUCUAAUUCCGCCCCCCCCUUCACGUAUACCAGUUGGGUACUCCAUUAAUGAACGACGAAGCAGGCACGUCGCAUAAGCGGCAAACCGUGUCUUCUGGUGGCAGCAACGCGACCCGUCUGCGCCGGUCGAUGACAGAGGCACAGCUGGAUACUACAACUGACUCGGACUCGGAGAACCUGCAGCUGAGGCGGGCACGCACACAGCAGAGCGCCAGCAUCGGGCGCAUCCCCUUCCCCAUGCUUCGGGCAGAGGACGACUCACCGGCCUCGUGGUUCAUCCCACGGGUGCGGUCGGCGCUGUAUGAAAACAUCCUGAAUAUGCAGACAGGGCACCGUAACAAGGGCAAGGGCGUUAGGGCGUGGUACAGCUCAUAUACUACAAUCGACUGGCUGCACGACGACAUCCGCGAGCAGGCCAGGUUGCGCGAGAUGCGCGCCAAGGGCGGAUGGUGGGUGAACCAUGUGUGGGACCCAAUGCAGGGCUGGGUGUUGGUGAUAAUUGUUGGCAUCCUGUGUGGGCUGAUUGCCGGAUUCGUGUCAGAGUGGACUGAGCUGCUGGCGGGCUGGAAGACCGGGUACUGCCAAACAGACUGGCGGUUAUCAAAGGAAACAUGCUGCCGCCAGAGCGCCAUUGAGUGUGAGUACUGGCACACAUGGAAGUCGCAGGCGUUGCCUGGUCAUUUGAUCUACAUUCUGGCUGGCGGGCUGUACACGCUGGCAGCGGCAGUCAUGGUUGUGAGAUCGGCAACCCGUGUAACUGUGGCCAGCGGGGCCACUUCGUCAUCAGUCGAAACCCGCAUAUCGCCGACUCUCAAGGUAGCCUACUAUGGCGCUGGAUCCGGAAUUCCUGAGGUCAAGAGCAUCCUCGCUGGCUUUGUUAUCCACGGAUUCCUUGGUGUGCGUAUCCUGAUAGUCAAGACGUUUGGCCUGAUUCUAUGCUGUGCUUCUGGCAUCAUGGCCGGCAAGGAAGGACCGAUGGUCCAGAUUGCAUCGUCGCUGGGCAACAUCUCCACGCGUAUCUUUGACAAGUAUUAUAAAAACGAGGCCAAGAAGCGCGAGAUUAUCUCGGCAUCGGCGGCCGCCGGCGUAAGCGUGGCGUUCGGCGCACCUAUUGGCGGGGUCCUGUUUUCCCUUGAAGAGGUGUCGUAUUUCUUCCCGAACAAGACAAUGCUUCGCAGCCUCACCUGCGCCCUGGUCGCCGCCCUGGUUCUGAAGGCAUACGACCCGUUUGGGACGGGCAAACUCGUUCUAUUCCAGACCACCUACGACAUCGAUUACCAGUGGUUUGAGAUGAUUGCGUUUGUCAUCAUUGGUAUCUUUGGUGGCCUGUACGGCGCGAUGUUCUGCAAGCUCAAUAUGGCUGUCAACCGGCUGCGCAAGAAUACCUGGAUUGGCAGGUAUCCCGUGCUUGAAGUCAUCGCUAUCACUGCGCUGACUUUGUCGGUCAGCUACUCGAACCCGUUCACCAGAGUUGGGCUGGGGGAGCUUGUCGGGUCGCUGUUCCAAGAGUGCCCGCACGACCUCAAGCGCCCAUCGAGCGGCGAAGAGGGCGAUGAAGGGAUUCACGACCUGCUCUGUGUCGCUGGCUCACAGUUUUCAGACUAUGUUCCCCUGCUGUCCUUGCUUGCGCUGACUCUGCUGAACCGGGCGUCCUUUGCUGUUAUUACAUUUGGUAUGAAGGUGCCGUCGGGGCUGGUUUUGCCGUCAAUGUCUAUCGGCGCCGUUUUCGGUCGCAUUGUCGGCACAUACAUGGAGUAUCUGACACGGCAGCACCCAGGGCAUUGGAUGUUUGCACAGUGCCCUGCUAACGGCCGGUGCAUAGUUCCUGGCGUCUAUGCUCUGGUCGGUGCCGGGGCUACUCUGACAGGAGCCACCCACACCACAAUCGCAGUAGUGGCCAUUCUGAUGGAGCUGACUGGCAACUUACAGUACACGCUGCCGGUGCUGGUGGGAGUCAUGGCUGCGCGCUGGGUUGCCGACUACUUCAGCGCCAGCGGUAUCUACGAUCUUUUGCUCGAGCACGCUGGCCACCCGUUCUUUGAUACUCGCACGCAGUACAUUUACACUAAGCGGACCGCGGGUGAGGUCAUGCAGGACGACCUGGAGAACAUCUGCAUCGACUACGAGAAUGAAAAUACUAUAGCACUGCUGGAAAAGCGGCUGGACCGGAUCCGAGACCGUGGGUUGGGCGACGGUGGCUUUGCAGUUGUCGAUUCCCGCGGGCAUUUGGUUGGGUGGAUUGCAUGCGCAGAGCUUGAGUACGCACUUGAGCGGUGCAAGUCGCUGGACCGGACCACUGUGUGUUUCUUUAACAACCCGCUGUGGAAUGUCGACUAUGCCGCUGCCUACGACAUGCUGGCCCUGCCACAUCACCGCACACCACCCGAGUUUGUCAAGCACAAGCAGCGCAGUGAAGUCAGGAAGCUUGUGCACAGCGCGAGGAAAGAGGAGGCGAGCAGGUGGGGUAAAUGGCUGUGGCCUCAGGCCGCUGGCGAGUCGGAACCGCUGAUUGAUGGCGCUGCUGAGGGCUCGCAUGUGCCAUCGUAUAGUUCGAGCGACCGGACAGAGCAGAUAGAAGAGGAGUCGCCGGAAAUUUCUCCGCGGAUGGCACCAAUCGACAUCCCAGGAUUCCACGAUCGCGCCAACGAUUUCACGCCGUUUGUCGACCAGACUCCGCUGACAAUCUCGCCUAAUUCGCCAAUUGAGCUCGUCAUGUCGCUGAUGGGCCGUUUGGGCGUAUCAUAUCUGUGUGUGGUCGACAAGGGUGUUUACUGUGGCGUCAUCUAUAAGAAGGUCUUCUUGGGCUAUUUGAAGGAACUCGAACACUCAGGCUACACACACUAGAUUCAUUCUGUGCAAUUCACGAUUUUUCAAACUACUUACAAAGCAAACUACG